UCGGCCGGCGAGGCGGAGCGAGCGGGGCAUGAGCCAGUCGGCCGGCGGCGACGGCGGCCACGGCGACUCGUCUCUCUCGCCCGGCGCUCCCCGCCGCCAUGUCCGUCACCAUCGAGCGGGAGUUUGAGGAGGUGGACGCCGCCAACCGGUGGCACCCCGUGUACUUGGAGAUUCGGAAUCAGUCCCAUGACUAUCCUCACAGAGUGGCAAAAUCUCUAGAAAACAGAAAUCGAAACAGAUACAGAGAUGUCAGUCCAUAUGACCAUAGUCGUGUUAAACUGCAAAAUACAGAAAAUGAUUAUAUCAAUGCCAGCUUCGUUGUCAUAGAAGAGGCACAGAGAAACUACAUCUUAACACAGGGCCCACUUCCCAAUACAUGUUGUCAUUUUUGGCUAAUGGUUUGGCAACAAAAAACCAGAGCAGUUGUGAUGCUAAACCGAAUUGUUGAAAAAGAAUCGAUAAAAUGUGAACAAUACUGGCCAACGAAAGAAGACCAAGUGAUGCUGUUUAAAGAAACGGGAUUCUGUGUGAGACUUGUAUCAGAAGAUGUCAAAUCCUAUUAUACAGUACAUCUACUACAGUUAGAGAAUAUCAGUAGCGGUGAGACUAGGACAAUAUCACACUUCCAUUAUACUACGUGGCCAGAUUUUGGAGUUCCCGAAUCACCAGCGUCGUUCCUUAACUUCUUGUUUAAAGUGAGAGAGUCUGGCUCUUUGAAUGCUGAACAUGGACCGGCAGUUAUUCAUUGUAGUGCAGGAAUUGGGCGAUCUGGGACAUUUUCAUUGGUGGACACAUGUCUUGUUCUGAUGGAAAAAAGAGAAGAUCCUUUUUCAGUUAACAUUAAGCAAGUAUUAUUGAAUAUGAGAAAAUAUCGAAUGGGACUUAUUCAGACUCCAGAUCAGCUAAGAUUCUCAUAUAUGGCUGUGAUAGAAGGAGCAAAGUUUAUAAUGGGGGAUUCAACUAUACAGAAACGGUGGAAAGAGCUUUCUAAAGAAGACCAGGCCCCUAGUAAUGAACUCUCUCCACCCCGUGGAAACAGAAUCAUUACUGACAAGUUCAACGGGAAUAGGGUGGGUUUAGAAGAAGAGGAAGCAGCGGGUGACAGAAUGACUAAGACGGAAAUCUCCAGUAAAACGCACGAUUCUGUGGAAGGAAACACUGAAAGCGCUGUCCGGAAGCGGCUGCGGGAAGACAGAAAAGCUAAUACGGCACAGAAGGUGCAACAGAUGAAACAGAGGCUAAGUGAGACUGAAAGAAAAAGAAAAAGGUGGUUAUAUUGGAAACCUAUUCUCACUAAGCUGGGGUUCGGGACAGUCAUUUUGGUUGGAGCUUAUGCUUGCUGGAAACUGUAUUUUCAGGAACAUUCCUUGUAAGUAAACACUUGAUUUGCCCAGCGAGCCUCUCCGCUCCCGUAGCUGGUCUGGCUUCCGUUAAUCAUUAGGGUUCGGCUUCGAGGAGCGGGAUCCUUAUAUCAGAAAGUGGUGCGACCGAUGAGUGGUGUAAAAUGGUCACAGGUCAACCUCUCAGGACUCUUCACUGCAGGUACUUCUGAAACCAAACUGUAAACUGUAGAGCUGUUAAUGUUGGCUAGAACCAGGUACAAGCUUUCUGCAACUAGACGUUUCAAAAGCCAGAGUUCACCCGAUCCCGUAGAGAAAAACCCUCAGUCGCCAGGAUUCGUCUCCGGUGUCUGGAUGGGUUUUAAUUCACACGACUGAUAUAAGCAAUAAAUACUGUGGAAUUAUUAUUAUUAUUUACAUUACUAUUAUUCAUGCAGAGAACCAGUCCAUAACUUUGUGCAAAUUGUGUAAUGUACUCUUGACGUGGACAGCAACAUUUUAUAUUCUGAUGUUAGGGUGAAAACAUUUUAUAACUGCCUAUUUAAUCCAACUCUUUUGUAGUUAAACUGUACUUUUGAAACGCCUGCUUUGAACAGAUCUGUUACCCACAACAGUAUUUGAUUUUGGAGCUAAAAAUUCUAAUUUGUAUGGUUGAAUAAAUUGCCCACUGAACAAGAGUUUAAGUAUGAGCGGACAGAGGCCUGAAUAAGCAACUUGAACUCCAUCUUGCAGUCUUGUUUUGCAUUUUCUCCCUUUAAACAACAACAACAACAAAAAAAAACAACUGAAGGAAAUAGCUGCUUUGGGGAACAUUGUUAGGCAGGUCUGGACUUAAAUAUAAGGCUCUGUGACUGUUGCUUUCUGUUUUCUCAAGAAUUUCAGUGACAUUUUCCUGUGCUAUUGAGCAGUGAAGUUCACUAAAAGACCAGUAUAUCACCCCAAGCUGAGGGAGAGUCAAAGAAGCAGCAUUCAGCUUCUCUACAGUGUUGUUGAGAUUUUCGUCCUGACAGUGUCCCUUUAAAUGUGAUCGUUGAAAACGGCCCCCAAAAGCACAUUGUUUAAUGGAAACUGUCUUGAGACUUAGCUAUCACUUAAGUGCUAACUUUGUUAAAGUUCAAACAUUCCAUUAAAUGUUUACCAUGAUGCCUGUAUUUUGUCAACUCUAAGUUUAUGCCACAAAUAUUUAAGGUCUACCCACCGGGAGCGUAGUUAGUAUAGACAAGAAUCUCAAAGUGUUUUUGGUUAACAUUCCUAAAUAAAGUGCUUUAAAUUACACUGAAAGUAUUUAA
Molecule: messenger RNA, 2629 nt
Organism: Ornithorhynchus anatinus (platypus)
Lineage: Eukaryota; Metazoa; Chordata; Mammalia; Monotremata; Ornithorhynchidae
Gene: PTPN2
Product: protein tyrosine phosphatase non-receptor type 2
Exons: 9
Coding region: 99-1373 (424 amino acids)
Biological process (GO): protein dephosphorylation
Molecular function (GO): protein tyrosine phosphatase activity
Source: RefSeq, a predicted model, not a curated record